This is a messenger RNA of Talpa occidentalis (Iberian mole), 2760 nucleotides long. Its product is annotated as interferon-inducible GTPase 5-like. The transcript has 3 exons. Bases 72 to 1313 code for a protein of 413 amino acids. Lineage: Eukaryota; Metazoa; Chordata; Mammalia; Eulipotyphla; Talpidae. Gene Ontology annotation, molecular function: GTP binding; GTPase activity. Gene Ontology annotation, cellular component: membrane. The record is from RefSeq and is a predicted model, not a curated record.
CAGACAUCCUGCGGCAGCCCCACUGCCAGUCAGCAAGUCCUGAAGACGGAGAACUGGGAGUCAGGCAGCCCAUGGCCAGCAGCACCUUCCAGUCCUACCUCAGCCAGAUAUGGGAGGUGUCGCAGGACACCAGGGCUCUGAAGGAAGCCUUUGAGGAGGGGGACCUGCCCGCAGUGGCCGCCAAGUUGCAGGCCACACUCCAUUCGCUGGAAAAUGUCAGGCUGGACAUUGGUAUUACGGGGGGGAUGGGCUCAGGCAAGUCAACCUUUGUCAACGUCAUACGGGGACUGGGAGAUGAGGACCCCAGGUCGGCCUGCACGGGUGUGGUGGAAAUGACAAUGAAUCCCACGCCGUACCCGCAUCCCAAAUACCCCAACGUCAUCGUCUGGGACCUGCCGUCCAUAGGCACAGCCUCCUUCCAGGUUGACAGUUUCCCCCAGCGGGUGCUGCUGGACCGCUAUGACAUCAUCAUCUUCAUCACGUCAGAUCGCUUCACUGCCAACCAAGCUCAGCUGGCCCUUGGCAUCCUUCAACAGGGCCAGCGUGUCUACUUCAUCCGCUCCAAGGUGGACGUGGACGUCGCUGCCUCACGCAGACGCCGCCCCAGCACCUUCUGUGAGAAGAAGGUGCUCAGUCAGAUCCGCGAUGACUGCAGGCGGCGGCUACAGGGGGAGGGCCUCAAGGACCCCAGGGUCUUCUUGAUCUCCAUGUUUGAGCUGGGCAAGUAUGAUUUCCACCAGCUGCAGGAGACCAUGGUGAAGGAACUAGACAGCCGCAAGCGGCAUGUACUCCUGAUGGCCCUGCCCAACAUCUCCGAGGCCAUUCUAGAGAAGAAGGCGGCUUCUCUGCGGCACCACAUCUGGCUGGUGGCUAUGGUGGCUUGUGGUAUCAACCCGAGUCCCGUGCCAGGUGUAGAGGAUGUGGUGUGCAACCUGACCACGCUCACCCGUUCCUUGCAAGGCUAUGACUACAGCUUUGGCCUGGACAAGGACUCCCUUGUCAAGCUGGCUGAACAGAUGGGCCAGCCCCUGUGCAACAUCCUGGGGGUGAUACAGGGCCCCAGGGCCCAGGUAACAGAGGCACUGGUGCUGGACCUGCUGGGUGAGGCCUCAAAGAAUGCCUCAGCUUUCACCCAGGGGCUCCUCCAGGUACCCAUUCUGGACUCCCUCGCCACCUGUGGCAUCUCCUUCGCCACCAUCUACCAGAUGCUCCGCAGGGCCCUGGAUGUGGCAGUCAGGGAUGCCCAGAGAGUGCUCCAUAAGGCCUCUCUCCACACCCCCGACCAAAAGCUCCCAGAUCAUUCCCACCAAUAACCCCAGCCCAAGCCCAGGCCAACUGGAGGUGGCAGCAAGGGGCUAGGAGGAGACUCCAUCUGCUCCCAGGAUGGGUGGUGAUGGGGGGUGGAAGAAAAAACCUCAAUCUCUGACUCUGCUGGACUGUGCCUGUGCCGUCUUAUGCUUUUGUACGCUGGGCCUUAUGCCCUCUCAGGCUAUUGCCUUCACCAUCCUAUUCCACUGAGUCCCCACAACAACUAGCAUCCCCCAGGGAAGCAAGGGGCAGGAAUGUGACACUGGACAGGUAGGGACAAGCUGUCUAGCUGGAGGGCAGCAAGGGGGGUGUCCGUGUAGGCUGGGACAGUGAGGCUAAGUAUUCAGAAGCACCACCCAAAGAGGACUGCCCCAGACCUGAAGGGCCUUGAGGACCCUUAGGGGUAACGCCUGCCCCAGGGGUCAUCACCAGUCUGCCCUGGCUCUGGGAACACCCAGGACCUUAGCUCCCUUCUUAGGGAUCUGUACAGAUUCCCUGCUUACAGCCAGACCUCUGAGCUUUCUCUUCGCUGCCUCCCACCGUCUGCAGUUGUGCAUUUUUUUCUGAAAGACCGUGGGACCCCCAGGACUGAAGCACCAAGACUAUAUGGGUACUCCUGAGAGUAGGGGAAGAUGAGGACGACCAAAUGGUUAGGGGAGCUGGGCGGCAAUGGAGAGUGCUUGGACAGGCAGCUGGAGUUCCUAUAGGUGGAGUGGCAUGAUUUGAGGGUCAGGACUAAUUUGUGGAAGGGGAUGGUCACACUGCUUUGAAUACCUACUUCAGGAAACACUAAGAUUAGGUACUGCAUUUAACUCUGCAGAUAAGGAUGACACUGGAUUUCUGGAUACAAAUCUAAAGUAGGGACCGUUUUUAAGCCAGAGUAGAUAGGGUGACAAGGAAGGAAGCCACAGUAUUUAACCAACAGUAGGCAUCAUGUGUAAGGGAAAUAAGGUCUAAAGAGUUAACAAGGGGCACAUUCUGUUCUUUAACCGAGUAUUAAAACAUUGUAUUUAACUGGCAUUUCACGGAAGGCCGGCACUAGCUGAGAGAGGAGAGGACAUGAGGGUUGGAAGUCAGACUUUAGCCACAGGAGGGCACUGAUUUUCUUCCCCAUACAGACAUGGGAGCUGGAUGUCACCCCAGGACACAGAACACCCCUUUCUAAAGACCUUUCCUUAGCAGAGACUGGCCAGCUGCUCCCCACAACUCUAUGACCUACAAUGGAUGUGUCCCUGAGGGAAGUUCACCCCAGUUCCCAGGGCAGCCAAGGAACUCUGCCCCCAAGGGCUGGGACCCAAAUUUUCCCUGCAUCCCAAGACAGCAUGCUGGGGAGGGGAAGGAGAGUUACCACCAGAACAGGCUUGUGUGACUUUUUAUUGAAACACCAGAUGCACCCCAAUAAAGAGCUCCCCAGAUGCUGCCUCAAGAAAGGGCUGAGUGUCAGGAAAGCAG